AUGAUUGAAGAAAAUAAUAUUGAUGAUUGUCAUUGCCAUUCAAUAAGAAUAUUAGAACAUGAAUGUAUUAACUGUGGUAAAGUAAUAAAAAAAGGAAAAAUUUUACUUCUAGAUAAAAGUAAAUUUGAUUCAGAAAUAACAUUAAGCGAAAGUGUAAAAUCUCAAGUUAAAAAAUUUGAAGAAAUUUUGUCUAGUAAUAACAAUUUAUCAGAAAACAAAUAUUCAUCUAUUCAUAAAAGUUGCGAUGAUUUAACCAAAUCUAACCACAUAAAUUGUACACACUCUGAAAAUCAAAAUAAUUUUAUUGAGAAGGUAUUAGAAAAUGGGUAUGUCUCCAUUGAACAUUCUGAAUACGAAACUAAUGCCCAUGAAAGUGGUAAAAAUUUUAGUGAAAAUGGUUUUUUAGUUGAAAAAAGACAUUCAGUUAAUUCUAAUCAUUCUAUUAAAAGUAAUCAUUCAAAUAAUUUAACUAAAAGUAAUCUUUCACAUUAUUCAUUUAAAAGUAUUCAUUCAAAUAAGUCAAAUGACAAAAUUGAAUGCCAAACUCCUGUACAAAAUAAUUUUGAUCAUGACAAUGAAACAGUUUUAUCUUUUGACAAAAAUACAAUAGAAAACAAAAGUGUACAUGACAAUUUAUCAUUAAAACAUGAAACAUAUGAUUAUGAUCAUAUGAGAAAUAUUAAUAAAGAAUUAUGCAACUCAACAAAGUCUCUUGCUUCAAGUACUAUGACAUCUUCAACUUUUAAAUCCAAUAAAUCAUUUCCAGCACCUAUUCCUCCAGCAAGAACUAUUAAAGAUAAUAAGAUAAUGACAACAACUAUCACUGAAAAUGAUAAUGUUACUUAUUUUAAAAAAAUUGAAAACAAUAAUAAUAUUGAAACUUUUGAAAAGAACAAUCUUCAACAAGAUCAAUAUUUUACUAGAAAAUUACAUGAUGAAAAAUCAGAAAAAACAUUAUAUGAGUCAUCAGAAACCUUAAAACAUAAAGAAAACAAUAUUGAUAAUAUUGUAAAACAAAAUCAUUCCCUAGAAAAUACUACUUUCCAUAAAAACAACAUAAAUGAUUUACAAAAAAAUACUCUUGAGCUAGAUAAUCUUACACGAUCAGUUCACAAUGAUGUAAUUUUAUUAUCAAAAAAAACUAAACUUUUAGAAAAACUUAGUAAAAAUUUAAAUAAUGAUACUAUUGAUUUACCUAAAGAUGCUCGUAUUGAUUUCAAAUAUUUGAAAGAGAAAUAUGCUUCAUCAGAAAAAAUAAUAGAUGAAAAAAGUGUGGAAAAUUCAAAUGGUAUAGUUAAAUCCACAACAUAUUAUGAAGUAGAAAAAAAUACUUUUGAAAAGCCUAAUGAUGGAAUUCUUUCAAGAAAUAAAGAAUCAAGAUCAUCAUCAUUCUCUGAUUUUAAAUCAUCUUUAAAAGCUGAAGUUGUUGAUAGAAAUGAACUUCCUGGUAAAAUAAUUCAAAUAGAAAAAACAAAAAACAAUGUAUUUUCAGAAUCACAUAAUCAAGAAAAAGAAAUUGCUUAUGAAAUAACUCGUCGUCAGGAGUGUGAAAAAAAUUUCUUUUCUUGUCUUGAAUCAUUAUCCAAUGACAAGGUAGUUGAUAAUAAUAAUUUAGAAAAACAUAAUUCACCAACAUAUUAUCAUUCAAAAAAAACAUCACACUAUGAACCAUCUGUUUAUGAGGAAUAUAAUAAAAAUGAUAAUAAUGCUGAAAGUAUACUAGAUUUACGUAAAAUAAAAAAUAAUACUUCAUUAUUACAUGAAAAUCAUCCUAGACAAACUCCAAAUUCAUAUGUUUAUGGUUCUGAGUGUGAAAAAAAUACUAAUAAACUUAGAUAUUGGAAAGAUAAAUUAGUUCAAGAAUCUGUAAUUGAUGAAACAUAUGAAGAUCUUACAUUAUAUAAACCAAAAAUGAUAGAAACAAUAUGUCCUAUAACAAAUACCAAAAAAAUUAUUAUUGGUGGUGAAUCAAAGACAGAUCAAUUUAAAACAAUUUUACUUUUUGGAUUACCAAAUUGUGGUAAAACAUCACUUGUUAAUAGAAUUUGUAACUACUUAUAUGGUACUGAUCGUAGUACAUUAUUAAGAUUAGUAGUUAAAUUUCCAUCUGAAUUACAUCGAAAACAACAUGAAAUUAUAACAUAUCAAUUUAAUAAUUCACUACUUCCAUACAAUUUUGUAAUAAUUGAUACACCUGGAUGUGUUGGUGAUGAUAAUGGUGGUCAAUUUACAUAUAAACAAUUAUAUCAUACUUAUAUUAAACCACUUGUUAAUUCAAAACAAUAUUUUACCAUUGAUGCUGUCUUGAUUUGCCUUCGUUUAAAUUCUGAUUGUUUUAAUAGACAUUUUAAUCAUCAAAUUAGAGGUUUAAAAAAAAUAAUUAAUGGUCAAAAUGAUUCUAAUAAUAUUUUGUCAAUCUUUACUGAUUCUGAUGACAAGUAUGAUAUUAAUGCAAUGAAUGAUUUUCAUAGAAGACAAAUUUCAAGAGAUCAUGGAUUAUUUUUAAUACAUUCAAAAAGUUACCUUAAUGCUAAACAUGGUUUUAGUCAUCUUGAUUAUAUUAGAAUCUUUGAACAAUCAGAAUCUGAAUUAUUCAAAUUAUUCAUGUAUCUAGAGUAUGAUGUCAUUCCAACAAAAUUAGUUAAAAAUGAAAGAUCGGAAAUUUUAGUUUAA
This is a messenger RNA of Strongyloides ratti, 2673 nucleotides long. RefSeq names its product GTP binding domain and P-loop containing nucleoside triphosphate hydrolase domain-containing protein. The coding region runs from base 1 to 2673 and encodes 890 amino acids. NCBI's taxonomy places the organism in Eukaryota, Metazoa, Nematoda, Chromadorea, Rhabditida, Strongyloididae. The record is from RefSeq and is a predicted model, not a curated record. Gene Ontology annotation, molecular function: GTP binding. The transcript has a single exon.